Mesorhabditis belari is the source of this 1911-nucleotide messenger RNA. Lineage: Eukaryota; Metazoa; Nematoda; Chromadorea; Rhabditida; Rhabditidae. The record is from the annotation of a GenBank genome assembly.
AUGAACUAUGAGGAUGAGUUUUCUCAAGACGAAGACGAUGACCAGGACUUUUUACUCGAUGACGAAAAUUAUGCCAUGUCGCCGUCAGCUUCCCAAUUCAUGUAUCGUCGCCAACGUCUAUCUUCAACAAAUUCUGGAGUUGUGCAAAACGUCCCGAAAUUAAUGGACUUCAUCCCAGAUGAUAUCGACAAAAAGCACGACGAAAUGUUUCAAUUUGAAGACGAUGUAAAACUGAGCUACCAAGACAUACCGCCUCCACCUGGACUUUCGUUGAAACCAGGCAACUUGCCACCGUCAGGAUUUGGACCUUCAACAUCGCAAGGAAAGCCGCCAGCAACAGUGAAGCCAAUCGGAUUCAGCAUCACACGGAUUGGAGAGCCCAUGACGCAGCCUAUGGAAGAAGUCGAAAAGCCGAAGCCUUUCGCCGUUGAGAAAUUGAAGGCUAGUGAGCCCGGAAAACGAAGUAGCUCAAAAUCACCGUCUCGACAAGCAAAAGCGGACGGCUGGGAACCGCCUAAAGGAUUGACCCCAAACGCUUCUUCGCAUAGAUUGAGUCAACUUGCCGCCAUUAGCAGCGCUCCAGCUACACCAAAGAGACAAAGGCGAAGAGAUGCAGCCACAAAAGAACUCGUGAAUCUCGUUGUUGUUGGGCAUGUCGACGCAGGAAAAAGUACGCUGAUGGGACACAUUCUUUGCAAAUUGAAUUUUGUUGAUCAGAAGACGAUACACAAAUACAAGCAAGAGUCGAGUCGACAAGGAAAGGCUUCAUUCGCAUUUGCAUGGGUACUUGAUGAAACCGAUGAAGAGAGAAACCGUGGCAUCACGAUGGAUAUUGCUCGAACGUUUUUUGAGACUAAGCACAGAAGAAUCGUGCUUCUAGAUGCCCCGGGACAUCGAGAUUUCAUCCCAAAUAUGAUUACAGGGGCUUCUCAAGCUGAUGCGGCACUUUUGGUGGUUAACGCGAAUAUUGGUGAAUUUGAAUCCGGCUUCGAUAAAGGAGGACAAACUCGAGAACACGCGAUGCUCCUUCGAUCUUUGGGUGUAUCACAAUUGAUAGUUGCUGUAAAUCAAUUGGAUAAAGUUGAAUGGUCACAAGACAGAUACAAAGAUGUGGAGAGUCAAAUCAAAGUGUUUCUUGAGCGAACGGCCGGAUUCACGAACAUCAAAUUUGUUCCAUGCUCAGGAUUGAGUGGAGAAAACUUGAUUGAACGCCCAAAUGAAAGUUGCGACUUACGUAAAUGGUACAAUGGACCCUGCUUAAUUGAAUUAAUCGAUGAGCUUCAAGCACCAAAACGAGUUGUCGACGGCCCUCUUCGCGCGAUUAUCAAUGACAUUUUCAAGUCAACAUCGACAUCACUGUCCGUGUCAGUAAAAGUUGAAUCAGGGGAGAUUCAAGUCAACGACAAACUUUACAUAAUGCCGAAUGCUGACCAGGCCCUCGUUAAAGCUGUAACAAACGACGAUGGUGGUGCUUCGGAUUGCGUUUAUGCUGGAGAUCAAGCAUUGUUGACACUUUUUGGAGCAUUUGAACCUGACACAAUACAUCCAGGACACGUACUAACUAGUGGAGGAAAGGAUGCUUUGAUGCCCGGGCGAAGAUUUAUGGCAAGGAUUGUCGUUUUUGACAUUCCGAUCCCAAUUAUGAAAGGUACCAAAGCCGAGCUUUUCUGUCAUUCUUUGUGUGAACCGGUGACCUUCGUCAAACUUGUGAGCGAAAUCAGCAAAAAUAAUGGAAAAGUUCUAAAGGAACGCCCGAGGUGUCUCGCGCGAAACAAAUCGGGAAUGGUCGUUAUUGAAACGGAACGAGAUGUGGCGAUCGAACCAUAUACGGUCUGCAAGCCACUCGGAAGGAUAACGAUUCGAUUGAAUGGACAGACGAUUGCCGCUGGAAUCAUCGAAUCACGAACCGAU